Molecule: messenger RNA, 501 nt
Organism: Porites lobata
Lineage: Eukaryota; Metazoa; Cnidaria; Anthozoa; Scleractinia; Poritidae
Source: the annotation of a GenBank genome assembly
AUGGGACAGCAGCAGAAAGUGGAUGCUAACUACCUCGUUUCCUUGAUGGCACCUGAAUUCUCUCCAGAAGGGUCCUCGCGACGACUGAAAGAAGAGGAAAUUAUGGAUAAUUUUCAAGACUUCCUAAUCAGCCUUGAGGACGAGGUUAUUACAGGCUAUACAGAAGCUAUAGCCUGUGAUACAGAUGAUGAUGCAGACCAAUGCACCAAUGAUGAUCAGGAGACUGAAACCUUUAGCAUCCCAGACCUGACACCAGCAGGAAUACUUGGUUGGCUGACGGGACAGAAACAUAGGGACAUUGGGAAAACAGACCGUGCAAUCACUGUCAAGUUUGACCAUGAAUGUUUGAUUCGCAACCCAGAACACAGGCUGUGCUUCCCUUAUGUGGGGGCCUGUGGACAAACAAUCACUUUUCCUGUUUGCCACAUGGCAGGUUUCGACAAAUUUAAAGAAAUCUUCCUAUUAGCUUUCUGUAAAGGCCAAACAUUUGCCAUGCGCUAA